This is a messenger RNA of Branchiostoma floridae (Florida lancelet), 1058 nucleotides long. RefSeq names its product ATP synthase subunit C lysine N-methyltransferase-like. Gene Ontology annotation, biological process: peptidyl-lysine trimethylation; positive regulation of proton-transporting ATP synthase activity, rotational mechanism; regulation of mitochondrial ATP synthesis coupled proton transport. Gene Ontology annotation, cellular component: mitochondrion. The record is from RefSeq and is a predicted model, not a curated record. The transcript has 4 exons. Gene Ontology annotation, molecular function: protein-lysine N-methyltransferase activity. Lineage: Eukaryota; Metazoa; Chordata; Leptocardii; Amphioxiformes; Branchiostomatidae. Bases 287 to 907 code for a protein of 206 amino acids.
CCUAAAAUCGCUUGACAGUCUGCUUAAUUGUUGUCUUUUCGGGCUAAAAUGCACUUUCGAAUGAGAGGUCCCAGUUUUUCCGUCUCGACCAAAAUGGCGCAACACUGAGUCGAGAUCAUAUGACUAAAAGAUGACGUAAGAACUACCCAGGAUGCAACACCUCCUUUACCUCUGACCUCCCGACGGCCAGCAAAAUAUCAGCUCUUGGAAAAACACGUGGAUUUUUGACAUCCACACUUGUACCCUGUUUUUCUGCCGUAUUUCGGCGAUCUUGUACUUCUCUAUUAUGUCUGAGGAAGGCGAGGCUUUGCUGGAAGAAGCAGAAAACCGCAGGAGACGGAAGAUAGGACUGAUCGCAGCGGGAAUGGUGGGGGGUGCAGCAGUGGCAAUCACGGCCGUGGCUGCGCCGUUCGUUUUGCCGGCCAUGAGGAAAAUAUGUUUACCGUACGUGCCUGCCACGCAGGAACAAGUAGGCAACGUUUUCAAACUCUUACAGGGGCGAUCGGGAACCCUGGUGGACCUCGGGAGUGGGGACGGAAGAAUUGUUAUAGCUGCAGCAAAGCAGGGUUUCCGUGCAGUAGGUUAUGAGCUGAACCCAUGGCUGGUCUGGUACUCCCGGCUCAGUGCAGUAAGACAUGGUGUGUUCGGGAAAGCAAGAUUCUACAGGAGAGAUCUCUUUAAGGCAAACUUUGCUGAGUUAGACAAUGUAGUCAUCUUUGGUGUGCCUCAAUUGAUGCCUCCUCUUGAAGAGAAGCUGUCACGAGAGUUACAAAGAAGUGCCAAAGUGGUAGCGUGCAGGUUCAAUUUCCCAACAUGGCUGCCUUCACAAACAAUAGAGGCGGGAGUGGACAGUGUAUGGGCGUACGAAGCCAAGGACAUUGUGAUGAGAUAUCUAUGGGAGGACUGAGAAAAGUAUAAGGAAUGAUACGCUAUAUACCACUCAUGUUUUAUAAUGUACUGCUGAUACAUUUUGUAUUUUGCAAUAAAAGUUGUAAAUGGAUACUUAAUACCAUACGGUAUUUCAAAUGUACUGAAGGCAAUAAAGAAGACUGACAGGU